Molecule: messenger RNA, 1010 nt
Organism: Chara braunii
Lineage: Eukaryota; Viridiplantae; Streptophyta; Charophyceae; Charales; Characeae
Source: the annotation of a GenBank genome assembly
CGGUGACAGACAUGGAGGUGGGCACAGAGACAGACAUAGAAAUGGGCAUGGAGACAGACACAGAAACGGGCAUGGAGACAGACACAGAAACGGGCAUGGAGACAGGUGCGGAGGCAGGCACAGAGACAGGUGCAAAGGCGAGGACGGAAGUACACGAGGUACCUAUAGGGUCAGUAAUCUGGAAGGAGACAGACAUAGAAACAGGCAAAGAGACAGGGGCAGAACAUGAUGACGGAGUCUGUGUGGACGAAGUGGUUUGUGGAUUAGGAAGAGGGGUAACGGAUGGAGACAAAACCAGGGGAGGUAGGACUGGUGAAGACAGGGGUGGUAGAGUAGUCGGAAGGUGGGUAACAGACGGCGAUAAAACCAGGGGAUAUAAAAGCGGUGAAGACGGGGGGGAUGAAGUCAAGGGUAGUGAAGUGGCUGAAGCAGAGACAGGGCGGGUCGUCGUAGGUGAGACCCGAAGAGGGGACUCUGCAGCUGGUAAUGCAGGCAUGGCCACGGAUGCCACGGAGGAACGCACCGAGACCAAGGGCGACACAACAGAUGCGGUGGUCACGAAUGCCAUGGAGGAACACACCGAAACCAAGGGCGACACAAUGGCUGCGGUGGCCACGGAUGCCAUGGAGGAACACACCGAGACCAAAGGCGACACAGCAGCUGCGGGUCGAGAUGCUCCCGCGGAAUCAAUCGUCGAAGCAACCAAGGCCGAUGAGGAAGAGGCUGCGAACCGAAAAGGGGCAGCCAAGGUCACAAACGACAUGGAAGGGGUUACUAAGACUGAUGAGGACGCAGGUGCGGCAGACGCAGGUAAUGAAGAAGAGGUUGUGAUAGGUGUGACAGGCGCCGAUAAUGAAGAAGGGGCUGUGACAGGCGUAGUCCGAGGACAGUGUGUAGAUACCCGAGAAAGCGGGUGAUGAAUAGACCAUCGAAGCAUGAUGCGAAACCAGCUGGAGAGGCGGGUCACAUGCGCAGGGUACCUGUGUUGACGUUUACGAAUAUAGGAAGUC